UGUCUCUUGGGUUGAACUUAUGAGAAGUUGGGAAUUGGAACCAAACAGUCUUUAAUGGCGGGAAAAGGAAUCCCUAAAAUCUCCAUUAUUUACUCUUAAAUGCUAAGCAUAAACAUCUCCAACUUCUUCAAAGUUCCUUACAGACCCAACAAUUUUAGCCCUAGAUUUAUUCUACUAUUUGUUUCUUCAAUGGCGUCUUCAACAAAAGUCACAGUUGAGUACGCGAAAUCCGGUCGAUCGUCAUGUAAGAAAUGCGACGAGAAGAUUCCGGCGAAAUCCGUAAGGCUGGGAUUAGUGUCAAAACAUCCUCAAGGCUUUGACCAGACAAAAUGGCAUCAUCUCGAUUGUUUCCCUUUCAGUUCUGAUUUCGUUUCCUCUGUGGAAAACAUCACUGGAUUCUCAUUGCUUCAGAACAAAGAUAAAGAAACAUUGGAGAAAUUGAUUAACACAGAGAUUGCAACUUUGCAGAAGGUUUCCGAUGCAAACUCAGAUAAGAUUGACAGAAAACAAAAGGAAACUUGUGCACAGGGAGAUUCAGAGCACGAACCGAGCAAGCAAAAGCGACUAAAGCUGUCGGCCACUGAAGAGGAACCUGUGUUGGAGAUGGCCUUCUCUAUUUCUGAUGUGAGGGACACUUAUAAGGAUGCUAUAUUGUUACCAAAGUGGAGGGCAUUUCAGACGAUUAUAUAUCUUGAACAGGAUGAUGGGCUUCAUGCUUCAAGUAAAAUUGCAGCCUUUGAUUUUGAUGGUUGUCUUGCAAAUACAAAUGUGAGAAGAGUUGGUGCAGAUGCUUGGUCUCUGAUGCAUCCUUCAAUCCCGGAGAAGCUGCAGAGCUUGUACAAUGAUGGCUAUAAGCUGGUAAUUUUUACUAAUGAAUCCAACAUUGAGCGCUGGAAGAAAAGUAGGCAGGCAGCUGUGGACUCGAAAAUUGGACGACUUGAACAAUUCAUCAAAGUUGCUGGCGUUCCAAUUCAGGUUUUCAUCGCUUGUGGCUUGAGUAAGAUCAAGCCAGAAGAUCCCUUUCGCAAGCCUAAGACCGGGAUGUGGAAUAUUAUGAAAAAGCAGUUCAAUUCUGGAGUUCCCAUAGACAUGGACCAGUCUUUCUACGUUGGUGAUGCUGCUGGCAGACAAGGUGACCAUAGUGAUGCUGAUAUUAGAUUUGCACAGGCGAUUGGUCUAAGAUUUUAUGUUCCAGAGGAAUUCUUUGAGAAGGAAACUUGACAAUGACAAUGAGAAUGAGCAUUUUGUUUCGUCUAACAUCUACUACAGUAGAAAGUAACUGUCUGAGCUAAAGUAGAAGGAACAUGCGUACAACUCUUUCCCUGCAAAGGGGUUGACAUUUGUGUAAAUAGUUCUUUCGUUAUCUACCUUGGAUUCUUAUUUAAAUUUAUCUUCCAUUU
Messenger RNA from Solanum stenotomum, 1400 nucleotides. Its product is annotated as polynucleotide 3'-phosphatase ZDP. Lineage: Eukaryota; Viridiplantae; Streptophyta; Magnoliopsida; Solanales; Solanaceae. Gene Ontology annotation, molecular function: double-stranded DNA binding; zinc ion binding; ATP-dependent polydeoxyribonucleotide 5'-hydroxyl-kinase activity. The record is from RefSeq and is a predicted model, not a curated record. The coding region runs from base 100 to 1221 and encodes 373 amino acids. The transcript has 12 exons. Gene Ontology annotation, biological process: DNA repair.